This is a messenger RNA of Brassicogethes aeneus, 459 nucleotides long. The record is from the annotation of a GenBank genome assembly. NCBI's taxonomy places the organism in Eukaryota, Metazoa, Arthropoda, Insecta, Coleoptera, Nitidulidae.
UUAAACAAUAACUGAAACAACUUAAACAAUAAUGAAAUAUUACGCUGUUUUUCUGCUUAGUGCUCUAGUGGUAGCUGUAUGUUCUGAAGACAAAUUUUACAAACUUCCCGAAAAAUACCAGAACAUUAACAUCACCAAAGUUCUAGAAAAUGAAAGAUUGAUCCAAAAUCAUUGUAAUUGUGUUUUGGAAAAAGAACAUGCUAAAUGUAAUAAUGAUGGAGAACAACUAAAAAAAUAUAUACCUGAAGCAAUUGCUAACAAAUGUAAACGCUGCACUGAAGAACAAAAAGAAGCUGCUAUUGUGGUCAUCAAACAUUUAAAAGCUAAUAAUCCCGAAAAAUGCUUUGAUCAACUAGUUGCCAGAUACGAUCCCAAAAACGAACAUUCCAAAGAAUUAGAAGAGCUUCUAUCUUAAAGAUAAUACCAAAAUGACAAUAUUGUAUAUUUUAAAUAUUUAAA